AUGGAACAAGUGCGAAAAUCUCGGGUCUCCAACCUGAACGGAAUCUCUCAAUUCCUCUGCAGUAUGCCCCAAAAUCUAUCUCCUGUAGUCAACAGACUACCACUCAAUGAAUCCACGACCGCGGACUCCAAAAUUGACCAUGACACGUCGAUAAAUUAUUGGAACAACGUUCCUGCCACCUCCAGUGGUAUGCUAGCCAUGCUUGGCAACUUCCCCUGGUACACACGGAUCGAGCUGCAAGGGUCCAAAAAUUUUUUGGCCAAAGUCCGACGAUUAAUUCCUACUCUUUCCGUUCACCAAAAACUCGGUCUAGGUGUCGACUGUGGCGCGGGCGUCGGUCGCGUGACGAAGGGUUUUCUCAGCGAUGUCUGUGAGGUGGUGGAUAUUGUCGAGCCAGUAGAAAAGUUUACUCAAGCUCUCAAGGAAGGAGAUUUGGGUCAUCGGGGUGUGGUUGGGGACAUAUACAACGUUGGUCUUCAGGAUUGGAGCCCGCACAAAAAAUACGAUUUGAUUUGGACCCAGUGGUGUGUGGGACAUCUCACAGAUGCACAGCUUGUCGCAUACGUCGCAAGAUGUCGUGACUGUUUGAAAGACUCCGGAAUCAUGGUGGUAAAGGAAAACCUCUCCACUGAUCCCCUCGGAAAAGACAUGUAUGACGAGUUGGACAGCAGUGUCACAAGGAUGGAUUCAAAGUUCAAGGAUAUUUUCAAUGCCGCUGGCAUGGACGUGAUCAAGUCCGAGCUGCAAACUGGAUUUCCGAAGCAAUAUAAACUCUUACCGGUCAAAAUGUACGCGUUGCGACCAAAAAAAUGA
Penicillium canescens is the source of this 813-nucleotide messenger RNA. Its product is annotated as N-terminal protein methyltransferase. NCBI's taxonomy places the organism in Eukaryota, Fungi, Ascomycota, Eurotiomycetes, Eurotiales, Aspergillaceae. Gene Ontology annotation, cellular component: cytoplasm. The record is from RefSeq and is a predicted model, not a curated record. Bases 1 to 813 code for a protein of 270 amino acids. Gene Ontology annotation, molecular function: N-terminal protein N-methyltransferase activity. The transcript has a single exon. Gene Ontology annotation, biological process: N-terminal protein amino acid methylation.